Messenger RNA from Athalia rosae (coleseed sawfly), 2182 nucleotides. RefSeq lists its product as uncharacterized. The transcript has 7 exons. The coding region runs from base 910 to 2055 and encodes 381 amino acids. NCBI's taxonomy places the organism in Eukaryota, Metazoa, Arthropoda, Insecta, Hymenoptera, Athaliidae. The record is from RefSeq and is a predicted model, not a curated record.
CAAAGUCUGAUAUACUCAAGCUCAGUUUUGUCCUGAUCCUCUUGCCGAGCGAGUGUCCAUCCGCCGCUAUAUAACAAUCGUUAAAUCGGCGAAUACGGAAAAAUCCGACGAUCGUACAAAACUGAAAAUACGCGGAUCGGGCGAACUGUGUGCUUUCGGAAUAUUCUGCUUCGGGUCGACAAGUCGGAAUCCGAAAACAAAAAUUUCGAUAAAAAUAAUUAUCAUCGCGUGAACCCCGUGAACGCCGUGUCUUCGCCAAAUAUCGAUAAUUAACUCGGUUUCGCGUCACACCGUUCGAAUAAUAAUUAUACAUGCAACCUCCGUACGGAGACGGAUGUACGUACACACAAUCCGCUAAUUGAUAUACGAUCCGCGCGCGGUACAUGAAAAUAAUGUCUUUCCGAUCAUCGCGAUCGAAAUCAUGAUCAUCGCGAUGAUCGUUUAACGGUUACAACGAGUCAAGAGGGUUGUAUCGAGUGCUUUCGGGAUCGGAGGGAAUGAUAAUUAUUGCACAAGUGGAGUGUAACGAAGUCAGUCCGUGUUCGAGUGACUGACGUCUGACAGCGGGGUGGCGCGUAAAAAGACCUUAAGCGACGGUACGAAGAAGAACCGACGGACUGUGCGGGCCCGUUCGCUUGUUAACCGACCGCGGUGACUCGUACCUUGCAUACAAAACAGCCGAACGAGGCUAAAUGGAAUUGAUGAAAAAAUUAAAAAAAAAUAAAAUAAAAACGCAACCGGAGGAUAAAACCACCCGAUGAAAAUCAUGCGGGGAUCAGUUGGCCUCCUUCGGCCAGCCGAAUCGUGUCGUUCCCAAGUCACGCGGGGAUCCGAGAAAAAUCGAACGCAUGCGAUUAACUGCUGCGUGAAUCGGGAAGAUGUGAAAGAUGAAAAAAUCCCGUUCGCCAAAUGGUUGAUGAAAUAACAUUUGCGUUAUUGCGAUUAUUAAUUUCAGACGUCGAGAUAACGAACGAGGGUAAACAGUGGUGUUCGAUUAACGUUCGCAUGAUAAAAUGCUGCGAGACCAUCUGUCCAAACGAUGUAGAAUGCGAGCACAUGCAACUCAUCGGUGGUGACAUGGGUGAAAUUGCUCCAACGAUAUCGCGAAAUGUUACUCUGGUGUGGCCGACACUGUACCUCCACGAUCGAGUCGGUGAAUGCGUGAUAGCGAUCGGUUACAACACGAAGAACAAUCAGACCGGGGAAAUUCAUCGGAGGAUAAAAUUCGACAGCAGCGUAUCGUCGUCGGCGAAUUCGUUUAUUCGAGGAGGCUAUUACGGUACCGCUAAUCCCAGGAAAUGUUCAACCGUCGAUCUGGACACUCUCGAUGACUGUCGUCCGGUUAACUGUCACGUGAAAUACAACGGGAAAAGGAACUUCUUCAACCGUCGGCAGCAACGGUGUCAGCCAGUUCCCAUCUGCAUAGCUGACGCCACCAAGGACCUACCCGACGUCGCUUACGUGCCGGCCAGCAACACUUGUCGGGAUUUGGAAAACGCUGUGGACGAGGAGGAAGUGCGCACGUUGAGCCAGGGUGUUGCGGAGGCUGCUUGGCGGUCCGAGCCGCUCCCGUAUCUGUCGAACGUGUACUGCCAUCACGGUUCGAAGGACAACGCUACCGGAUUCUGCGUCUGCCACGAGGGAUGGACUUCCCAACCGGUCGAUAAUCUCGAACCGAGUACCGAGAGGAUUCACCUGUGCAACGUCCAGAUGCUCCCCUGGCCUCGCCUGAGACACAACAGACUCAAAACGAUCCUCACUAUCAUAGCAGGAUUACUGGGCGUUCUCGUGGUUCUCGUUUGUUGCGGGAUAGUUUACGUGAUACGUGGAGGUCGAGUUCCUUCGUCGGCCUGUUCUCCGGACUCUGCGAACUGUACGGGACGUCGAGAUCGCGAGGGGGAAAUUGUAGAUGAAAUUAACUCGUGCGCACCCAACUACGCCGGAUCUAACGCUGGAACUUGUUGCGGUUCCGAUGCGAGAACGUACAAGAGAUUCGGUCUGAAAACUAUGUCGGAUAUUUCGUGCAGUCCCACCUGCAGGACUAAUCGAUACUGAAGGAUCGUCAAAAUUUCAACUCUGGAGUUCGACAUUGACGCAAUGUCUCGGCUAUCUUCAUUCUCGAAAUUGUGAUACGAGUAGCUAUAAUAGGAAUAAAUGAAUAUUUCGAUUCUAAAUACCGUCC